GGUGUUCCUACAUGUGGAGGUGAAUUUGUGUCAACUUCACCUGUUUUACGCUGUUAGUUUGAUAGUCAGUAGUCUGGUCGAGUGUUACUCCUGUCAACCUGUCGACUUUGAUGGACACGGUGUAAGUUUCUGUACGUCUCUGGAUUAUACGAAGAUUUUUGUGAGCCAUAUUAAUACUUAACAGAUUGAAAGUUACUGACAAGAGUUUAAAGUGUGUGACUGUAUAUACUAUAUAAUAAGUCAUUAAAAUACCAAUCAAUAUAUAGACCAAACCAUAAUCACACAAAACAUUGAUUAUUAGAACCCGAGUCGGUAUGAAACGGUGCAGUUUGCGUGGAGACAAAACAAACACAUGCAAAUAAUAACCCAGGAAUAACACCAUAAUUCUACAUAGUUUGCUUCAAAGCAGGUUAGAAAUCGAUAAACAGAGAACAAGGGUUAGAAACUGAUACUGUUUGAUAGGAGUUUUGUUUACCGUAUAUCCUAACCCAUAAUUUAAUAUUAAUUCAUAUCUCCGAGACAAAUUGUCCGGAGUUUGUGCAUUCCAAGAUGUCGGACACAGCUUCCAUGUCGUCUGCUAAUGAGUCUUCGCCGGAUGACAUCGUUGUUGUUGACGACGAGUUAACGAUGCCCAGUGAAUCGGAUAUCCAGGACGUUUUAAACAGCUUUAGCACCUCUGUGACUUUAGAUCCAGAUUUAGACAUUUCACCGACAGAUGAUUUGAGUUUAAAUUCGAGUUGUGUUGAUAAGGAUUCGGACUCCCUCGGUGCUAGUUCUAACGGUGCAAGUGGAGGGGUACCAGAAAUCGAGGAAGACCUAACGACACCCACAAAUAAAUCAUCAGAAACAAACGGAACAUCGGAAGCCUUUUAUUUUGGAACCGAUCAAAUUACACCUCAACCCAGCGAGGAAGGAAAGGAUGGCACCAAAAGGAAGCUUAGCAGAAAAGGUUCGAAAGAUUCUAGUCAAAAAGAAGUGAAAAAGUCGCGAUCGCCAUUGGAGAUGCUGAAAAAGUUGACAAAAUUUAGCAAACCGAAAAAACAAUAUCCGUCUGAAUUCUCACAAGUCCGAAUUGAUCGACUACCUCAGGUUUUUGUUGUGAAGUAUCUGGGAAAAAGAGAAAUAAAAGGACUUUACGGUUUGCAUCACGUGCGGAAACCCGUGGAUGAACUAAUGUCCAAAUUGAAAAAGUCACUGGAGGCCAAGGAGAAAGUAGAACUUCCACUUGUCUAUGUGGUGGUGUCGCCUAAAGGAAUUGAUAUUCGGGAACAUAAGUUAAAUAAAGUCGAAGAUGUUGCUCCGUACGGCAAUGUUGCCAUCGAUUUCAUCUCGUACGGUGUACAGGACAUAAAAUACUGGAGAAUAUUUGUAUACAUUGUCGUAAAUGAGCUCUCCUCUAGAACGAAACAAACCGAACUCCACGCGGUGCUCUGUGAUUCCGCACUUAAUGCUCGCAGGAUGGCAUUGUCAUUGGGUGGCGCUUUCAAACUGUACUCCAAAAAUUUGUCAACCGAAGGCAAGGCACACAACUUCCAAGUGGAGUUACGUCCCCCAGAUGAGCUUGCCGAAGCCUAUGUCAAGGAAUGUGAUGCUUGAAUUGUUUAAGUUUACUCGAUGACUUUAUAUAAACAUAUAUACAAUAUAUCAUAAUGUAUAGCGAAUUAUGUAAAUGACUUCCAUAUAUGACAUUGUUCAGUGGCGGCGAUCAAAAUGAGGAACCUAAUACGGGACUAAUGCUUGAUAUUGCAUUCGAAUAACAUCGUUAUGGAUCACAUUAUAGAGCUGUUGGCCAUGGUAUUCUCCGUUUGUGCAGCAUUAUAAAAUACGGAAGUGAAAACAAACAACCAGAUAAGUGUGACAAGAAGGUUCGCGUACAUCAAAAGUCACAGGACAAGUAUAACUUCAAUAUGGCGACGAUUACACACAAGAUUACUAUCGAGAUAGUGAAAUAAUGUUCGAUAUUGAUUUGUGAUUUAUUGCAGCGAUAUGGAUUUAUGGAAAUGAAAUGAAAUGAAAUGGGGUUUAACGUCCUACUGUUCUGCUCCUAUACUGGGCUAAUGAAGACGGGCAUACGCCAUACAGUGUGCUAUGAGGGAAAUUUUGCCCGGGCAGCGGCACUAUCGCCUACUCUUAUAUCGAAUUCCAACUGCCAAGGGAUCUUUUACGUGCAUUCCAAUGUUUACACGGGACCACGGUUUUUCGUCUCAUCCGAAGGACUAGACAACUUUCCUUGUCAGCCCCUCUGUCCUGCAUCAACGGAUUUAUGGUGAUUUUAGUAUCGGAUUGAUAUUAAUAAUAUGUUAUUUUAUCAAAACUUAUACUCCUAUAGAUAAAUGCAAUCUAGAUAGGUUAAUAUUAUAAGUCUUGGUUUAUACUGAUAUAGGUCAGGAGAAUUCAAUGCCAUCCAGUGUAAAUGCUAACCAUGCUAAGUUAUCAGGACAUUAUUUGUACCACGAACUUUAUCUAAAACAGUCUUUUAUCGACAGACGAUUGUAGCUAGUUCUGCCAAUCACAGCACUCGUUACUGAUCGAGACUAUUGACCCAACUUUUAUUGGUAUUCGAUAACUGGUGUUUAACCCAGUGUCCACCAGCUAAUUUCAUUAAGAAAUUAAGUAUAAUGUUAUAAUACUCUGACAUUGUUAAGCUGGUUACCUAUACAGCAAUAAUGUUAUCGCAACCACUUUCAACCUUAAACCACAUGGUAUUACAUAUCCUUUUUAAAUUGUCGUGCUCUAGCAAAAAAUAUAUUAAAGAAAUCGGGCUAUAAUUUAAAAAAAAUCAAUCUGCUUUUAUUUAGCUAUUUAAUUCACUCUUUGUGUCCUAACCAGGUGACUUAACCCCAAGCAUUAUUGAUUAAGAGACAAUUAUCUUUCCUAAGAUGUCCCUUUAAAUUAUCAAGAAUAAUAUCAGGCCAUUUUAACGCGCCGGCAAUAAAUACUUGCAUUUAUUUGUUCCUUAAGAAGAAUUUUACAAACAUAAAUUCACUUGACCCGUGUUAUACUGUGAUGAAUAGAGUGACAAUGAAAACGUUUUUGUGUGGUUACCGGGCCAUCCAAAACUUAAGCAAAUGUUGACAUUGUUUUGAAGUGAACCAGAAGCCUCCAACAGAAGUAAAUACUAAUGUAUGUGUUAAAUUAAACUCCAUAGGACAAAUACAAUUUAAUGACAGUCUUAUGUUCCAUUUAUAGACCAAAUACAAACCAAGUUAACCUUUAUACACAUGGUACCUCAAAUGUCAGAACCGGGACAGUUAAAGUCUGGACAAAAUAAAAUAUACGUUUACAAAAUAACCACAAAGUUCAUUCGCAGACAUUCGAAAUUGUCGGAAGAGAUGAUUUGGUAAUUCCGUGAUGAAGUCAAUACGGAAAUUUUGCCCGAACAGCGGCGCUACGGCCUUCUCUUAUAUGGCAAGGGGUCUUUCACGUGCACGCCAAUGUGUGCAUGAGACCUCGGUUUUUCGUCCCAUCCGAACGACUAGAGUGAUGUCCUUGUGAGGACCUCUGUCCUGCACCAAUGACAGUGGGGAAACCACGCCGGAAAAUUCCAAUGAACUUUCUCGGCCAACGCCGCAAUAACAUUAAAAAUACCCCAAAUAUUCUUUUAAAAAGUUUUAACAACAGCAACAGAUACUUGCACUAUCCGGUUAACAUAUAUUUAUCCGCCUUAUGUAAUGUGUCAAAAUUUGUCUACUGUGGGCCAAAGUUUACAUAAACUGACAAAUAUAUCACCUCUUACAUAUGAUCGAUUAAUUAAAGUUUUAACAAGGGAGGUUAUCGAUUUUCAAAAAAUAUAAUGAAACCUAAUUAAACCUCCCAGACACACAUCACAUUUUACGAAGGUGUUCUUAUUAAGUGUAUUGGAUAUAUUUACGAGAAAUUGUUAUGCCUUAAAGUAAUAUCAAAUAAACAUAAUAAUUAUAAUGUCUAAUAUAUGCAGUUGUAUAAGUAUGAAUAAAAUGUAUUACAAAUAA
Messenger RNA from Patella vulgata (common limpet), 3971 nucleotides. RefSeq lists its product as uncharacterized. Bases 550 to 1596 code for a protein of 348 amino acids. NCBI's taxonomy places the organism in Eukaryota, Metazoa, Mollusca, Gastropoda, Patellidae. The transcript has 2 exons. The record is from RefSeq and is a predicted model, not a curated record.